CUGUGUCGGAGCAUCCGCAGGACGUGUAGUUUGGAGUUUCACUGCAGAAGGAAGAUUUGUUUUAGUUUCUUUUAUUUUUUGAAUGCUUAGCUAGCGGAGAAGAACAUCUUCAGGGUAUUACCACAGGAAUAUAAAACAUCUACGGGAGUGAAGAGACUAUGCAGCCUUCAUCAGGCAGUCACAACCAUGUCAACUGUGUUCAGACGCAACUGUGCGCCCAGCUGGAGUUCGUCCAGAUCCUGGUGAUCGUGGUGGUGAUGAUGGUGAUGGUGGUGGUCAUCACCUGUCUGCUGAACCACUACCGCCUAUCAGCACGCUCCCUCCUCUCCAGACACGCCCCCGCACGCAGGAGACACCUGCCAUUGGCCAACGAGGCCAGUCUAUGGUCUUCUGAGGGCACGGGGACAAACAGUCUUAAUGAGCACCAGGUGUACAACCCGCGGCCCCCAGACAGAGGCGUCCCCUCGUCCUACCUACAGCGGGAGCCUCAGCACGCCAGCCUCCUCUGCAGUCGCAGCGCUUCCAGCACUCGUAUGCCCCGAAACAAAAACAAGCUGAGUCAGCGCACAAAGGAAGUAGAGCUGCAACAAUUGUGA
Messenger RNA from Cottoperca gobio, 596 nucleotides. RefSeq names its product protein TMEPAI-like. Bases 159 to 596 code for a protein of 145 amino acids. Gene Ontology annotation, cellular component: Golgi membrane; early endosome membrane. Lineage: Eukaryota; Metazoa; Chordata; Actinopteri; Perciformes; Bovichtidae. The transcript has 4 exons. Gene Ontology annotation, biological process: negative regulation of transforming growth factor beta receptor signaling pathway. The record is from RefSeq and is a predicted model, not a curated record. Gene Ontology annotation, molecular function: R-SMAD binding.